This is a messenger RNA of Lolium rigidum, 2193 nucleotides long. RefSeq names its product leucine-rich repeat receptor-like protein FASCIATED EAR2. Gene Ontology annotation, molecular function: protein binding. The transcript has a single exon. Lineage: Eukaryota; Viridiplantae; Streptophyta; Magnoliopsida; Poales; Poaceae. Bases 1 to 1833 code for a protein of 610 amino acids. Gene Ontology annotation, cellular component: plasma membrane. The record is from RefSeq and is a predicted model, not a curated record.
AUGCCGCCCCUCCUCGCCCUCUUCCUCCUGCUCCUCGCCGCCGCCGCGCCGCGCCCCGCGGCAUCCGCCUCCACCGACCGCGCGGCGCUCCUCGCCUUCCGCGCGGCCCUCCCGCCGCCCUCCCGCGCCGCGCUCUCCUCCUGGCACGGCCCGCUCUCCGCGUCCUGGCUCGGCGUCUCGCUCCACCCACCCGCCGCAGCCGCCGGCCCGCCCUCCGUCGCGGCGCUCGCUCUCCCGGGCCUCAACCUCACCGGCCCGCUCCCAUCCCCGCCGCUCUCCCUCCUGCGCCGCCUCCACGAGCUCGACCUCUCCGCCAACGCCCUCUCCGGCUCGCUCCCCUGCACGCUCCCGCGCUCGCUCCUCACCCUCGACCUCUCCCGCAACGCGCUCUCGGGGGCCGUCCCGACCUGCCUCCCGGCCUCGCUCCAGUCCCUCCGCGCCCUCAACCUCUCCGCCAACUCCCUCCGCGCCCCGCUCUCCCCGUGGUUCUCCUUCUCCGCACACCUCACCACCCUCGACCUCUCCCGCAACGCCCUCUCCGGCGCCAUCCCUCCCCUCAUCAUCGCCGACGCCACCACAUCCGGCCUCCUCCUGCUCGACCUCUCCCACAACCGCUUCUCCGGCGAGAUCCCCGCGGGCUUAACCGCGCUACGCACCCUGCAGGGCCUCUUCCUCGCGGGCAACCGCCUCUCGGGUGAGAUCCCGUGCGGGAUCGGGAACCUCACCUACCUGCAGGCGCUGGAUCUGUCCAACAACCGGCUCUCCGGCGCGGUGCCCGCGGGGCUCGCCGGCUGCUUCCAGCUCCUGUACCUGCGCCUCGGGGGCAACCGGCUCUCCGGGGCGCUGCGGCCGGAGCUCGACGCGCUCGACAGCCUCAAGGUGCUGGAUUUGUCCGACAACCGGAUAUCCGGCGACAUCCCGCUGCCGCUGGCUGGGUGCCGGUCUCUCGAGGUCGUCAUCUUGUCGGGAAACCAGAUCGCCGGGGAGCUCAGCGGGGCUGUGGCGAAGUGGCAGAGCCUGCGGUCCCUGUCGCUGGCGCAUAACCAGCUCUCCGGCCAGCUCCCGGACUGGAUGUUCUCCUUCCCGCUUCUCCAGUGGCUUGAUUUGUCUGGCAACAGGUUUGAGGGCUUCAUCCCUGAUGGCGGUUUCAAUGCGAGCUCAGUGCUUAAUGGCGCAGGAGGUGUUCCUCAGGGGAUUCCAUCGGGUGGUGUGAUUUCACCUCAGUUGUUUGUGUCAGCCUCUGUAGAUGCCACGGGCCAGCAGCUGGAGCUGGGUUAUGAUCUUCGGGCAGCUCCUGGGAUUGAUUUGUCCACAAACAUGCUCCGUGGAGAGAUACCUGAAGGGCUGGUUGCAAUGAAGGGACUGGAGUAUUUGAACCUCUCUUGCAAUUACUUAGCUGGGCAGAUCCCUGCAGGUCUUGGGGGGAUGGGGAGGCUGCGGACGCUGGACUUCUCACACAAUGGGCUGUCAGGGGAGGUGCCUCCUGCAAUUGCUGCCAUGACCGAGCUCGAGGCGCUUAACCUCUCUUACAAUAGCCUAUCUGGGCCUAUGCCGACAACCGGUGGGCUGCGGAAAUUCCCAGGAGCACUGGCAGGAAACCCUGGAAUAUGCAAUGGGGAAGGGUGCGCUGCAGAUGCAGGAACGACGGAAGGGGAAAUGUCAGGUGGUAAUCGUCAUGGCUGGCUCGGUGGCUGGCAUGGAGAGGAUGGAUGGGUGUCACCUGGGGCAUUCUGUAUCAGCACGAUGACCAGCUUCUUUGUCUCGUUGGUAACCUUGCUAUCCUCCCCCAAGGCUAGGAGCUUCGUGUUUCGGCCUGUGAGGAUAGAGUAUUAACAUUUGGAGGGAGGUUCGUGCAAUAAGUUAUGUAAAUACCACAAUCUGUGUUAAGUUUGAGUGGUUUAGUGUGCAGCUAAUCUUGACUGAAGGACGUUUGCUAGCUUGUUCUACUGAUCAGGCAUUACGUCGAGUGUUGGCCUAGUGUUGUUGUGUAGGGGCAUCUAAAUCUGUUUUCAGUGUAUUUGCAUCCUUGGGAAGCAUUUGCUGGCUGUAAUCUUGCCAUUUCAGAGGGUUGGGUGCCAGUUUCUAGUCGAGAUCAACAAGUCCUGUUAUGGAGGAUGUACAUGAUUAGGUGGUGACAGCCACAAAUGGAAGAAUGUUGUCCAUAAUCAGUUUCAGAUGUAAAUACCAUGUAUU